CGGAUAUGACGUGAGGUACAGAAUCAAAACAGUUGAGAUUUGACAGCUCGGGCAUCGUCCCGAUAACGGUUUAUAAAAUGCAAUGGGAAACGGUUCUGUCACGCUCAGAAACAAACCACCGUGUCUAGUCGACGUCUUCAGAGACCGGGGCGACGUUUCAUCGAGCUGUCGAGGGAUGUCAACGCGAGGAAAUAGACUCGUUCGGCUCAGUUUGAUCCGGCACCGGCCGCUAGCUUAGCUUCGGCGGCUAACGAAAGUUGCUCCAUGGCCGAUCUAUGGGCCGAACAUGACCAUAUAUAGACCGGCCACAGAGCUCCCGUCGCCGGUGAAAUGUAAACGAUGAGGAGAGGCUGACAAAGGGACAAGCGAAAACAAAACACUACAGAUAAAACCCAGACCCAGUGGCUCUCACCAUGUCGUCAUCCGACCAGAUCAUCGCCAUCGUCAUGGACGACAAAAUCUACGAGGUGAACAAGAAGAAGCUGAUCGAGAAGAGCGACUACUUCCGCGCGCUCUACAGCUCCGGCAUGCGGGAGUCCACGGAGGACUCGGUGCGGCUGCAGGGGCUCAGCGUGCCCGGCCUGGAGCUGGUGCUGGAGUUCAUCAACACGUCCAAGGUGCAGGUGGUCAACGAGACGCUGGAGGACCUGAUCGAGACCGCCUCCUUCCUGCAGGUCACCUCCAUCCUCAAGCUGCUCACCUCAGAGAUCCGGCAGGACAACUGCGUGGAGCUGUACAGCCUGUCCGAGGUGUACGGGACGCACGACCUGCGCAACGCCUGCCUCAAGUACAUGAGCUGCCACUACCACCCCAUGCUGAGGCGGCCCGAGUUCGGCAGCCUCCCCCCCGCGGUGAGGGACCAGGUCGGGGAGAUGCGCAUGAAGGGCACCGCCACCCUGAUCGCCAUCGGGGACUUCACCUGCCUCUCGCUGGACGUGCCCGAGGACGAGCCCUGGUCCAUGCUGAGGUACGGCGAGGUGGAGCAGCGCUGGAAGCCGCUCGCCAACAACCUGCCCCCGGACAUGAUCAACGUCCGGGGGUACGGCUCGGCGGUGCUCGACAACUACCUGUUCAUCGUCGGCGGCUACAGGUUGACGAGUCAGGAGAUCUCGGCGGUGCACUGCUACAACCCCAGUCGGAACGAGUGGAACCAGGUGGCGCCGCUCAACCAGAAGAGGUCCAAUUUCAAGCUGCUGGCGGUGCAGGGGAAGCUGUACGCCGUGGGAGGCCAGUGUCUGGGCACGGUGGAGUGCUACAGCCCGGAGCAGGACUGGUGGACCUGCGUGUCGUCCAUGCCCGACCCACUGGCUGAGUUCUCGGCCUGCGAAUGCCAGGGAAUGAUCUACGUCAUGGGUGGAUACACUGCAAGAGACAGGAACACGAACGUCCUCCGCUACUGCCCGACCUCCGACGACUGGACGGUGUUCCGCUCCUGCUCGGCGCACAUCCGCAAGCAGCAGAUGCUCUCGGUGGAGGACACCAUCUACCUGGUGGGCGGCUACACGCACGAGCUGGAGACGAGCAGCCGGCGGCGGCCCAGCCAGACGGAGGACGUGCUGACGGUGCAGUCGUACAACGUCACCACAGGCGAGUGGGUCCAGCUGAAGGAGAACACGUCCAAGUCGGGCCUGAACCUGACGUGCACGCUGCACAACGACGGCGUCUACAUCAUGAGCCGCGACGUCAGCCUGCCCACCAGCCUGGAGCACCGGGUCUUCCUCAAGUACAACAUCUUCUCCGACGCCUGGGAGGCGUUCAGGCGCUUCCCGGCGCUCGGGCAGAACAUGCUGCUGUGCUCGCUUUACCUCCCCAACAUGCUUUGAUGGACAGAGACGAUGGGACAGACUUUCAGGAUAGUGGCGCCCGUUAAUGGAAAGCCAGUGGAGUGGGUUUGCUUGUUCCAGCACAGAAUGCAGCUCUGUGGCGUUAACAGGGAACAGCGUCUGGUUGCCAGGUUAAAAAACUCGUGGCCAAUGUGCCUCAAAAGAAAAAAAUAUAUAAAUAAAAAGCACUACUUUGUACAUAACUUCUGUGGAUGCAAAUACAAAGGCUACAAUGACAAGUAUGAAAGCGAUAAAGCGCCAUGACAACCGCAUCAUAACAGCCGGUCCCAGUUUGUGCCUCAUGUUUUAGCAUAAAGGUAAACUCUGUUUAUCUGAAAAAUAAUAACUCAGCAAUGUUUAGGAAAACCUAGUUAUGAAGGUUCUGAAGUUAUUUCCUGAAUCUCUCAACCAUCAGGGUGAAAAAAAUAUUCUGCGUACUGGACGAUGAAAUUUCUUUUUAACCCGUUUCCCAAUUUAUGACUAAUUCAGGUGUCGUCUAUGUUUAGGUUUGGAAACAAUGAUUUGAUUACAAUUAUUUAAUUUGAUAUAAAUUUAGAAAUCCUUUUUUUAAAUAAUGCAGCAGGUUGAAUAUUUUUUCAUCCAGAUAUUUAGAAGAGUCUUGACAAACCUACUGAACAGUAAUCAUUAAUAACCUGGGUUUUUUAAACUUCACCAGGUUUUUGAUUUUGCAGAGAAACAGAUGGUUCCUCAAACUGGGAUUCAAACAUGAUACUAAUACACGACCGGCCCAAACCGGGGUCUAUAUAUAUAACGGCAUGCUUUCAAAUCUAUGGGCCUCAAAAAUUCCUGAUGUUUACACUCCCAAAUAUGGCAUCGGUGUACAUUUCUCUCCAUAACUCUACUACAGUCCUUCAAAUUUCUCAGAAAAAAACACAUUUCUCGUCUUUUAUGUAUUGUUACAUUGCAGAUAAUCGUGAAAAUGGCUUUGGUUUUACACUGCCACUUGUAUGGGGAGACUGGAAGUUUCCCCGAGAGCGAUCGCGUGAAGUGGCUCAGACGGAGCUUUAUUUACUGUACGUACACUCGUACACUUUGUCUCUAGAGAUAUACUGUACACUAAAGCAAAAAGCUUCAAAGGGCAAUUCCAUGAAAUCAACGACGCACCUGUGCCUUCCGCAACCUCAGUUAAUAGAAACUUGACAUGAAAAAAAAGCACAAAAUGCAAAACUUUGUUACAUUGCCAGCAAACUGACCAAAAACGGCUGAUUUUAUUUUUUACGUUCUGCUAAUAGCAGAUGUUGGUUUUUUUCCCAUUGAGGUACUUUCUCAGUUCCUUGAUUAAAGAAUGAGUGUGUGCACAUUUGAAUAAGGAAAAAAAUUAUUUAUAUUUAGUUUUGAUUAAAGAAUGACACUUGAAGUGUUUGAUUUUGGUGGAUUUCAUCUUUUCUCUGCAUUACAUAUCUGUUUUGGAAAUUUGAGGUCAUGAUGAAUAAAGAUGAUGAUGAUGA
Messenger RNA from Scophthalmus maximus (turbot), 3292 nucleotides. RefSeq names its product kelch-like family, member 42 (gene klhl42). Gene Ontology annotation, molecular function: protein binding. The transcript is spliced from 3 exons. The record is from RefSeq and is a predicted model, not a curated record. Bases 414 to 1823 code for a protein of 469 amino acids. Lineage: Eukaryota; Metazoa; Chordata; Actinopteri; Pleuronectiformes; Scophthalmidae.